UUGCUAAAAGCUAAAUUUAUUGUUUUUGGUAAAGAAAUUUCAAUUUCUGUUGAGAUUAUCGCGAAAACUUAUGUGAUCAACUUAUGCAAUUUAUUAUUAUUUAAGGUAGAUAAUGUAAUAAAGAAAUUAAAAAAUCAGUUGCCGUCAAAUCAGAUGAACACUAUGGUUUCAUCAAUGGAUCAAUUCCAAGUUCUUCUGCAGGAACAGCGACAGUUUCGGCCAUUUGGAGUGCUUUUAUCCAAAUUUGAUUUUGAAGGAAAGGAGAUGCAAGUUUAUAAAAUAAGUGAAGGCAACGAGGCGUUCAAUAAAUAUUUGGCUAGGGUUCAGACACUUGCACUGUGGUAUAUCGAGGGAGCUGAAUAUACUGAUAAUGACGAUUCGCGAUGGAAUCAUUACUUUGUUUAUGAAGCGAUAAAGCGCCCAGAUGAUAUUGGAUAUCGUUAUAUAUUAGCUGGUUAUUCAUCGGUCGUCAAUUUUUAUUGUCAUCCAUUUAUGGUGCGCACACGAAUUGCUCAAUUUCUGGUUUUACCGCAAUAUCGAGGAAAAGGAAAUGGUUCGAGAUUUCUCCAAUCAAUUUAUAACGAUUUAAUAUCAAGGAAAGAAGUGAAAGAUGUUACAGUGGAAGAUCCUUCAGACAAAUUUAUGUUCAUGCGAGAUUUCAUUGACUGUCGCAACUGUGCUCAGUUAAUUGAAUUUUCGGCUGAUAAUCUGAAGAAAGGAUUUUCUAUAGAGAUGAAAGAAGCUGCCCAAAAAAAACUGAAAAUUAAUCCAAGGCAAGCGAGGCGUGUAUAUGAAAUUCUUCGUUUGAUGAAGACAGAUGUUCGAAACGAACAGGAAUUGAAGGAUUAUCGAAUCGACGUCAAACGAAGACUUGAACAGCCUUUUAAGAAAAGUGAACGUGACUGGAAUCGGCUGAAACGUGCAUUGAAUGAUGAGGAAAUGGCUACUGUGAUUGCAAAUCAAACGAACAUUGAGAAAAAAAUUGAUACUUUAAGAAAAUUAUAUGAUUCUCUUAUUUUAGAUUAUAAAAUAGUGAUAGAUCGCCUUAAAAUUUUCACUGAUUUAUCUUGA
Molecule: messenger RNA, 1071 nt
Organism: Dracunculus medinensis (Guinea worm)
Lineage: Eukaryota; Metazoa; Nematoda; Chromadorea; Rhabditida; Dracunculidae
Source: the annotation of a GenBank genome assembly